This is a messenger RNA of Vespula vulgaris, 13733 nucleotides long. RefSeq names its product protein dachsous (gene ds). Bases 4091 to 12337 code for a protein of 2748 amino acids. Gene Ontology annotation, cellular component: plasma membrane. The record is from RefSeq and is a predicted model, not a curated record. NCBI's taxonomy places the organism in Eukaryota, Metazoa, Arthropoda, Insecta, Hymenoptera, Vespidae. Gene Ontology annotation, biological process: homophilic cell-cell adhesion. The transcript is spliced from 18 exons. Gene Ontology annotation, molecular function: calcium ion binding.
AUGUAGUCGAUCAAAAAUAAAAAGAGAGAUUUUAUGAUAAAUUGAGCAUCAUCGAAUUAUCGUUGUGUCAGCAAGGUACGAAUCAUCGCUCGAAUACGCGAAAUCGGUCUGCUUAUCUCACGCUUAUUAAAUCGACGUUCUUUCGAUAACCUUCUUUCUCACUCUCUAUCUUCCUUCCUCUCUCUCUCUCUCUCUCUCUCUCUUUCUCUGGUAAGAGAUCGAAACGAGGCACCCGAUCGAUCAGUAUCUCGAAUCGGCACCGUAACUACAACGUCUCGCCGUCUCGUACAUAGAAUCACGCGAAUGUCUCUCCUAACGGUACCAGGACACGAGGAAUCUGGUUGGAUGUUAAGAAGGAAGGACGUCAGCGUGUGUCGAUCACGGAUCGACUUGGAAAAGAAAUUCGGAGAAGGAUCGGAUAACGAUGAUGACGAUCGCGUUUAUAUAUUAUAUAUACAUCCGAAUGAUUUUACGAUGGCUUGUCAAAGAAAAAAAAAAUUUACAAGCCAUAUUGCACAAAAUGAUAUUUAUAGAUGUUUAAUAAACGAAGAAGAGAAUAUAGAAGAGAGAAUAUAAGUAUAGAAUUCGUCUGGAAUCAUUUUUCUUUCAGUAAUUUCUUCAUCUUAUUUGUACAAAGAAAAAGAAUUGAAAGUAUCACGAAAGGGUUUCAUUUGUCUUCGUCGUUGGCAGUAAUGAGUAAGCGUUUAAAAUGGCAAGAAACAAGUACGAGUAAACAUCGUAGGAAUUUGUUGGGUGUCUCAAAGAAUGUCUCAAGUAAAUGAUACAAACGUCAAGUAUAAUUAUCGUGAUGUUUAUACACGGGUGAACGGAUGAAUGUGAGAUCAUGAUUUUUAGUAGUACUCCCUUUAUUGAUAAGUCUGAGAUUAAUCGUGUUAAUCGUUUUAUCGACGGCCAUAACUAAUCUCAUCGUGUAUUUGAAAAAAAUCUGAUUAAAAAAAAUUUCUACCAGUUUUCUCGAUUGACGAACACAAGGACGAAAAUGAAAAAUUCGAUUCUCGUUGAGUUAACGAGCUUGCGAGCUCAAGUUAAAAGCCUUACGAAGGGCUACGCGAGGAUUAAGAUAUCACGGGGAUUACUACGAGCGCAUUUCGAACGAGUCAAGAAGACGUUGCUGAAGAAAGAGGAGAAGGAUGAGAGGAGGCUUAAUGUGCAUCAAUGGUGUAUUAACAUCCCUUAGGAGCGGACGACUAAUUGCAUAAAGCCGUAUAAUCCGCGAGAUUUCGCUUAACAAAGCCGCACCGCGUUGGAUUAUAUCAAUUAGAGGCUCGUGCAAGAGUCUUGGAGAGGGAAGAAUGAGAAAAAAGAGAAAAGGAAAGAGAGAGAGAGAGAGAGAGAGGGAGAGAGUAAAGAGAGAGUAAAGAGGGUUGUUGCGAGAAGAGGUUCUAAUAGUUGCGCUUGUAACGCCCGUAACUUGUAUUAAGUGUUACCGGUUGGUGUGCGACAAGAAGCUGAUUAUAAUAAUCCCGUUUGUAAGACUAGAUAGAAAGUUUCAAACCAACGCUUUUCUAUAAUUGCAAUAGGUCGUUUUCUAUUUAUGAAAAAAAAUUUCCUUCAAUAAAUUUUGCCUUUAAUAAUCUUCCAUUUAACCAUGUAGCUUUUAAAUGUUUACCAGAGUCUUAUCGAUGUAUUACAUUAAUUCUAACGUGUAGUAGAUAUUUCAAAAGAUAACGAUUUAUCUAUGAGAGAGGAAUCGUAUUUUAUGAAAAUUUUAUAUAAUAUUUUUACAAGAGGGGUACGAUAUAAAAGGUAGAAGAAAGAAAAUCAAAGUUGGUUCAUCGCGUUGGGUAUGAAUUUAAUAAACGAAUCAAAUGCAAUUAGGGCCUGGCCAAUAGAGCGAAGUGAAAGGGAGGCGAGACAGCAUCGAUGAGGUAUACGUACAUACAUGGGCGUGAGAAUGAAAUAUUGUAAUUCAUUUGGCGCCUCCGGGCUUCGGUAAGGAUGCAUUACUCGUUCGUUAUUGCGCGAUAACGCCGAAAAUGCCUUGGAGCUUCGCGUGUGCGAGAGAGAAGGGAGAUCUUCUUCGCGUUGGAAAGAAGGAAUGACCUCAGAUGGAUAUCGGUUAAUGGCUUUUUUCGAGCCCUCGUGAAAAGAGAGUCAAGGAAGUGAGGGAGAAAGAGAGAGAGGGAAAAAGAGAGAAGAAGAGAGAGAGAGAGAGAGAGAGAGAGAAAGACAGAAAGAAAGAGAAAGCAGCAAAGAAUCAGAAGCAAUAUCCGACUGGUUAGCGCUGGACCGAAUCUUCUCUUUUUCUCUCUCUCUCUCGUCUUCUUCUCCUUCUCUCUCCUCCUCUCUUGUUACUUCUUCAACUCGUUGCACAUGCAACUUCGGUAGGAAGGACGACGACUAGUCGGGACCAGGAACUGUUUAACAUACGAUAAUACUUGAUUUUGUCCCUUUGCCUCUUGCCUGUAACACGUGUGAUACAGUGACGUAGUGCUGUUGCACGUUUGUCCACCUCGCCUCGAUAAGAGAAUUUCUCCUUCUCUCUCUCUCUCUCUCAUGCUUUCGUUCUUCUCUCUUCUUCUUUCCUCACGGGUGCGUGCGUUUCCUCCUCCGCACGCGAACAACGUCGAGAGCUCCGGAUUAGCUAUCCUUUAAGCCCUUCGAGCGAUGAUGGCCCUCGCCAGCCCUCCCGUCGUUCCCUCAUGAAUUUGCCAUCUGUUGUCUGCGAAGUCUCAAAUUUCUUUCUCGAAAGUGUAUCCGAGUUUUAAUAGGGCGAUUAACGACCCGUUAAUGAGGCUUCUACGUAUAUGAAUAUUUUAAAUACUUUCGUUCUUAUUAUUAAGACGUGGCAAUUUGACGUUGAAGGAUAUUCGCGAAAUUCCCUCUUGAUAAUGAAAUAAGAGAAAGUGGAGAAAAGAAACAAAGAAGAAUAGUACAAUAGCUUAGAUGGAUUUAUUAAAUAUUAGUGGGAUUAGUUAACAGCGUGGUAUUAACAUCAAAGUGGUAUUCAAUUUUGCAUAAAUCUUUCGCUCGAAUUUUUUUGUUCUUGCGAUAAAUACGUCUGAACUAUAUCGAAGUUUAAUUAGAAGGGUUAGAAGAAAAGGAUGAGAAAUUCUUCUUCUUAAAAGGAUCAUAGUCGAUCGCAAAGAAAAUUGUAGACGGUGCAUUACUAAUUAAAUGUUAUCCAUCAAAGCUCCUUAGUUUCUUUCGGACUCGUUUGUACCUUAAGUAGAAUUAUAAUCAUGGUUUAAUCGAUCGACGUAUCGGAAGGCCUAGAAAUUUAUAUGAAAACAUUAUGAAAGCAAUUGAAAUUUUAUACGAGGUUAUUAGAGGUAAUUGAGGAGGAAGUCGAGCGAUGCGUUCGUUGAAGAGUAACCAACCUAUUCGCUUCUUAGCUAUUCGAAUCUCUAUCGCUUUAAGUCGGAACUAGUUAUCCGAGUAAUUUCAAUAGGAAACGUGCUAUGCAUUUUCAUGAAAUAUUAAAAUGGAACGGUCAUCGUUUGUUAAAUCAUACACAAAUUACUAUUUAUUUAUUUUGUUGUAAUUAAUCUAUAGCUUUACCAACGAUUGGUUUACUGUCAUAUUUAUCAAUAUAAAUUAUCAACAAGCUACCCUGUUUUUAAAUUGCCUCGGAAAAUCGAUAUUAAUAUUAGAGUAUAUAUUAGGAAAAUAUUUAUUUACAAAAACAUAUACAGUAGAUAAUUACGUGACAAUACGACCUCAGAUAUCUAAGUAUGUAUAUAAUCACGUAGCAAUGUGACCUCUGUUUCCAUUUCUUCUGUGCUUUGUCCUUUCGUCUUGUUCGUCGUGCCAGUCGUUCUAAGAUCGUAGUAGAGUAAGCAUCGCGUGAGACCGGAGCUGAACGAUAAACUUCAAUCCUUGGUUUUUCUUCUUUCCCUUCAACGAUGUAAGUCUUCGCCGGAUGAUAAAUUGCGGAAGGGGAGGAGAAAAGGCGACUCGUACGGAGAAAUCGUAGAAACAAGCGAGCGAUUAGCACGGAAUCGCGAGAUAAGAAGUUGAAUCGCGAACGGGGAUCGUCGUCGUGGUCGGCCGUAGGACGACGCUGCGGUCAGUUCCUGGCAAGGAAGCGCUGGUACAAGCUACCGACCCGGAUUGCGGAGUAAACGCGAUGGUGAAUUAUACUCUGGCAGCCGGAAGAUUGGAAAGCGAGUUGCUUCAAGCACGUAGCGAUACCGGAGACAUUUGCGUGAGAGCACCGCUCGACAGAGAAACUGCUCCCUACCUCGAGAUUCCUGUCAUCGCCACCGAUAGAGGUGGUCUUAGUACAAUAGCUAUCGUCCGCGUACAAAUAACCGAUGUGAACGACAACAGUCCGAUAUUUGAACCUCAGAAAUACAACGUGACUUUGAGAAGCGAUGCUCCGUUUCAAGGGCCGAUUUUAAGGGUAGUAGCCAGCGAUCUCGAUGCAGGUUUAUUCGGACAAGUUGCUUAUAGAAUAACCAGCGGCAACGAAGCUGGAAUAUUUCGGAUAGAUCGAAACACAGGUGAACUUCACGUUUCAAGGCCAAGCCUUCUGUCGAGAUCGGCUUUGCACCAACUCAAUAUCACAGCAACCGAUGCAGCUGGCUUGAAAAGUACCGUCGAUGCGGAAGUUAGGAUAACGAUGUCCCUGCCAGGACACAGGAUAGCGACUUGCGAGAGACCACGUUACGUUCUCUCGGUUAAAGAGAACCAACCGCAAAGUACUGUCGUUGGAGGAAUCAAGGACACCGUAUCUACGUCAUCUCUAUCAGGUGAACGACCAAGUCGAUUUUAUUUAGCGACAGACGAACCUGAUCUAUCCAUGGAUCCCAACACGGGGAUGCUAAGGAUUCGAUUACCUCUUGAUCGAGAAACUCGAGACAAAUAUAUUUUAAGCGUCGAAGCGAGAAACGGUGCUUCAACUGGAUAUUGUCAAGUGGAAGUAUUGGUGGAAGACGUGAACGACAAUGCACCCUUCUUUCGAAGCGUAAGCUUGCGAAUAUCGGUACCAGAAUCUCAUCCCCUUCAUACAGCCCUCUUCGUAGCUCAUGCAACUGAUCGAGACUCGACGCCAUCGUUACCAAUCCGUUACGUACUUGUACAAAACAGCAACGAUCUCUUCGGUAUAGACGGACGAACCGGCGAGCUUUAUUUAGCAAGGCGAUUAGAUUACGAGACUCAACAGAGGCAUGGUCUCCUGAUAAGAGCUCUAGAUGGUGCAGGACUCUCCGCGAAUCUCAGUUUGAGCGUGGAGGUUCAGGAUGUGAAUGACAACCCCCCAGUGUUCGAGAGGAACGAGUAUCACGUGGAGGUUCCCGAAGGCGCCAGGCUCGAUUCCCAAAUUCUUCAAGUAACUGCAGUGGAUCUUGACACAGGAAACAACGCGAGAUUGAGUUAUCGUCUCCAGGGUUCCACGGCGUUUCGCAUUAGUCCAAACACCGGAUGGAUUUACCUGGCGCAAGUGCUCGAUCGUGAAAGCGUCGAUCGGUACGCGUUAACAGUAUUGGCAACGGACAACGGUUCACCGGCGGCUACAGCAAGUGCCUCUGUUCUCGUAUCCGUUCUCGAUGACAAUGAUAACGAGCCACGUUUUGAAAAAGAUUUUUACGCAUUCGAAUUAUUGGAAAAUCUACCGUCCGACACCAUCGUUGGUUCUGUCAGUGCAACCGAUUCUGAUCUUGGCAAAAAUGCAUUACUUAGAUACGCCAUCGUCCAGGUUAACAGUAGCUUCUCUGUGGAUCCUGAUACAGGCGAGAUCACGACGCGUGAGCCUCUUGAUCGCGAGAAGAAAGGAUCGCACGAGUUAGUACUCGAGGCAAGAGAUCAGGGGACACCCUCGAGGGCAGCUAGAGUGUCCUUGAAAGUGACCGUGCUCGACGUUAACGAUAAUUCGCCGGAGAUCGUCGAUCCUCAGGGUGAUGUCGUCAGCGUGAGAGAAGAGCAGCCACCUGGAACCGAAGUGGCUAGAGUUAGGGCCUUGGAUACUGAUCUCGGUGAAAAUGCGUCCGUAACUUACAGUAUUCUGAAAGAUCGCGACUCCGAUGGUUACAACGUCUUCACGAUCGACCCGAUCACUGGCAUGAUCAGGACCAAGGCCGUUCUGGAUCACGAAGAACGCAAUGUAUACCGGGUGUCUGUAAAGGCAACGGACGCUGGUCGGCCGCCACGACACAGUGUCCGUGCUUUGAGAGUCGAGGUCCUGGCACUUGCCGAUAACCGGCCGACCUUCACCAGCAGCAGUUUUACCUUUAACGUAUGCGAAGAUGCUAAUAUCGGACAAGCUGUAGGAUCGGUAUCAGGAGCAGGACCAGCAGGACGUGUGGCCUUCACCUUGCAUUCGUUAACGCCCAUCAGCGAAUUCCCAGCCUUCGACGUAGAUCGAGGUUCGGGUCAAUUGGUGGUCGCUCAUUCUCUUGAUCGCGAAAACGUGAGCGAGUAUCAUCUGGAGAUUCGUGCGUUGGACACAACGUCGAUCGGAAAUCCUCAAAGUAUUGCAGUUUCGGUGAAGAUCGUCAUAGAAGAUGCCAAUGAUAAUCCACCUCGUUGGCCACAAGAUCCGAUAACGGUUCGAGUCUCGGAAAAAGCUACGAUAGGCUCGACGAUUUAUAAUCUAGUAGCUACGGACUUGGAUAGCGGUUUGAAUGGCGAUCUAAGGUACGGCCUGGUAGCUGAAUUUCCUUCGAGCGGUGGCUUCGUCGUUGAUUCUCUUACUGGUGCCUUGUCUCUUUCGAAACCUCUUGAUAGAGAAGAAAGAGCAGAAUAUACUUUGAUUCUUAAAGCUUCCGAUCGUGCACCACCUGGCGAACAAUUGGCGUCAACCGUUACUGCUAGAAUCAUGGUUCUUGAUCAAAACGAUAACGAUCCUGUUUUCGUCGCUCCAGAGACUACUAAAAUCGCUGUCACUUCGGAUGUCUUACCAGGAGCGACUUUAGUGAGAGUGGUCGCGGUAGAUAAGGACGCAGGUGACAAUGGUCGUGUGUCUUACGUGAUUACAUCGGGAAACGACGAGGCAAGAUUUUCAGUAGGUUAUGAGUCCGGUAUAGUGAGUCUCACGAGACCCAUGAUCCGACCCACGGAACUCGAGAUCACGGCCAACGAUCACGGAUCACCGCCACGCAAGGCCACCCUGAAGCUGACCUUGACCCUCGCCGCUGGACAGACCAGAGGACCUCCUCGACUACUGCUUUCCAAUCCUGUCGCUCGAAUCUCCGAGGAUCUUCGAACUGGCGCGUCCGUUAUGGACGUUGCUGGACCAGCCAUCGUCGAUCAAGGCAAUAUCAGCUUCAGCAUACCGACAAACGUUGCCGCAGAUAAAUUCGCUAUUUCACCGAGCGGUCUUGUAACUCUUCGAGGAUCUUUGGAUCGAGAAGAAGUUUCGCAAUACUACGUACCGGUUGUCGCUAGAUCCUCGAAGCUAUUGGAUAUCACCACGUUAGAAGUUAAGGUUUUGGAUGAAAACGACAAUAGUCCAAAAUUUCGUGCUGGAUCUUGCUACACUUUGGCUAUACCAGAGAAUGAAGAGAAUUCUGUUAUUCAUACUGUUGCUGCCAUGGAUAUCGACGAAGGAAAAAAUGGAGAACUUCAUUACAGCAUAAUCGGUGGCAAUAUUGGAAAUAAAUUUACUUUGGAUUCCUCGUCUGGUGCAUUAUCGAUGAUCAAUCUUGACCGAGAAACUGUACCAAAAUAUGUCCUAACUAUAUCGGCGAAAGAUAAAGGACGGCCAAGUUUAGAAGCUCGUUGUAAUCUCACAGUGAUUGUACUCGACGUGAACGAUAAUGCACCAAUUUUUUCACAAAAUCAAUACACGGAAUCUCGUCCUCGUGGUGCACUUCAGAUCGAUUAUAGCGGCUAUAGUCUCUCCGGUGGCUUUCAAUAUGGAUCUUCAAAUUAUCCGACGAGUUAUCAUCCUGGAAAAUAUAUCGCGACCAUUUCGGAAGAUGCUGCACCUGAUUCAAGCGUUAUGUCAGUGAGAGCAACCGAUCCUGAUCAAGGUGUAAAUGGGAAAAUAACGUAUGCGAUUGCCGAAGAAAACAGUUGGUUGUUCAGAGUUGACAAUCUGACCGGUGUCAUAACUACUGCUGGACCGCUCGAUCGAGAACGUCAGAGUUCGUUCAACUUCCUAGUCGUAGCAACGGACAGUGGAAAAUACGACGCAAAGAGCACGUCGAUACCGAUCGAGAUCACCAUCAGCGACGUAAACGACAACGCACCGGUUUUCGAGGAAUAUCCGUUCCGUGCUAGAGUAUCUAUCGGUACUCAACCCGGCCAGAAUGUUCUUCGAGUCGUUGCGAAAGACGCUGAUCACGGUGCUAACGGAGAGGUCGUUUAUUCGUUUUUGCACGAGCAAGAAAAACCAAAAUUUCGAAUACAUCCAAGCACGGGAGUAGUCACGGCAACUUUGUCUUUGUCUCAAGACAACGGAAAGACUUAUCGAUUGGAGGUCCUAGCACGGGACAAAGGAAAUCCACCAAAAAGUGCUAAAGGUCUGAUCGAGGUUCAAGUAGGAGAAUCAGCCGAUUUAACGCCAGCUCUCAAAUUCCAAAAUGAGACCUACGACGUGGUGGUCCAAGAAAAUUCCUUAUCUGGUACCGACAUCGUUCAGAUAACUGCGGUUCGGUCCGACGGCAGGAGACAACACGUGUCCUAUUCGAUAGGAUCUGGAAACGACUUUGGUACAUUCGCCAUCGACGAAGAUACAGGAUUAUUGCGUGUGAAUGACCCAAGCAGACUGGACGCCGAGCUUUGGAACGAUCUAACGGUGAGACCGAACGACGAACAACCCGACGAAGGUCGUACGAAUGCCUGGGGAAGAUCUCUGGAGAAUCAGCAGCCUAAGGAAGAACCGAGAGAGAGUUCGAAGCACACGCUGACUGUCGUAGCUAGAACGACGGGACCGGAUUCCCUGGAGGCCUAUGCCAAGGUCGUUGUCAGGGUCUCCGACGUUAACGACAAUCCACCCAUCUUCACACAGACGCAAUACUCCGCGACUGUACUCGAGGGUAACACUAAAGGAGAUUUCGUGGUCAAGCUAUCAGCGAGCGACGCGGAUCAAGGAUUGAACAGCAGAAUUCUCUAUCAUAUCGUUGACGGUAAUCCGGACAAUGCUUUCACCAUUAGUCCACCUUACAGUGGCAUAGUUCGGACCAAUAUAGUACUCGAUCGUGAGAUCCGCGAGAAGUAUAGAUUAACGAUCAUUGCUACCGAUCAAGGAAACCCACAAUUGACUGGCACAGCGGCCCUUAGCGUCAGAGUAAUCGACAUCAAUGACAAUCAUCCAACUUUUCCCGAACACAACAUUAUCUCCGUCUCUGAAGGUACUGCAGUAGGAAGCGUGUUAACGACCGUAACAGCGAACGACGUGGACAGUUCACCUGCGUUGAUUUAUCGCUUUAGCAAUACAACCGAUCCAGGUCCGUUCAGUAUCGACAGAUACGGUGGAAAAGUAAUUUUACGAAAACCAUUGGAUGCUGAGACAAAAUUCGAAUACACUCUUCGUGUAAUUGCAAGCGAUGGCAUACACGAAGCUACAACAGACAUGACAGUACGCGUUGCUGAUCUGAACGACAAUGCGCCAAGAUUUCAGCAAACCGCCUACGUCGCCACGCUCUCAGAAGGACAUGGUGGUCUGCAAGAAAUACUCACGGUUAACGCAACUGACGACGAUUUCACGGAAGACAACAGCAGAAUACGAUAUUAUCUUUUACAACCCGUCAAAGGUUUUACCGUUCAUCCAAGCACAGGUGUAUUGACAGUUAAUCGUACGGCCAUACCCAGGCCAUUGCCAAAAGAAGUAGAACUGACAAUCGUGGCCGAGGAUCAUGGUAAACCAUCGGCUUCAGCGACUUGUUCGGUCGUCGUAAGACUCAGCAGCCUUAAAAACACUUUGCCCGGACGAGAGUACAAGAUCAAUGCGAAGGAGAACUCGUCGAGGGGCAAGACUUUGAUGAGAUUAUCGGAUGUCGAUCUUUUGGAUGGUGCUAUCGUCGCUGGCGACGAGACUGGAGUUUUUGAAGUGUCCAGAGGAAGGUUGAUCUUAGCUAAACCGCUCGAUCGAGAAAUGAAAGACAUAUAUACACUUAGACUUGGUUCGAGAGAUGAGAACACGACAAUGGGUUCCCUGGUUGGAGAUGAACUUGUCACAGUGACAGUUAUCGUCGAAGACAUAAAUGACAAUUAUCCAAGCUUCCUUGAAGAGCUAUAUCAAGUAUCGAUUAAAGAAGAUGCAGCGUUUGGUAGUACCGUGGCCAUGUUACAUGCUAAGGAUGACGAUUUAGCUGACACUCCAGCAGCCACUUUGACGUACGAUAUCACUUCGGGAAACGAUGCGGGACUCUUCCGUGUGGAGAAAACCACCGGUGCUAUUUUGGUGAAUGCAACGCUCGACUGCGAUCUAGAGCCUGAGGUUUAUAAUCUCGUUGUCAUGGCAUGUGACAGCGAUCUCUCGUCACCUCUUUGUGCUCUGGCAAGACUCAGAAUUCGCUUGGAAGACGUGAACGAUAAUUCUCCGAAAUUCCCUGUUACGGAAUACCUCGAAUUCGUUGGUGAAAAUGAGCCAGCUGGUACAAUCGUCUUCUCAGCUAGAGCAUCCGAUCUGGAUCGAGGAAUAUUUGGUUCUUUGAAUUAUUCCAUCGUAUCGGCAGCUGCUACAGGCUUCUCUGAUAUCGAUGACAGCUGGAAAUUAUUUGAGGUUGAUGCAAAAUCAGGAACUGUCACGACGUGCGCUACAUUUGAUUAUGAACAACGGAAUCGUUAUGCUUUCACAUUGCGGGCAACCGAUAUGGGUGGUCGUACGGCUGCAGUCAGAGUUAGAGUAGAGAUAGAAUCGAGAGAUGAAUUCUUUCCGCAAUUUACUGAAAAAAUGUACAAAUUUGGAAUUCGAAGUGGUUCCCAAAUGAUGCCAGGUACUGUAAUAGGUCACGUAACUGCUACCGAUCGUGACAAGGGACCAGAUGGAAGAGUGGUGUAUCAAUUGACGUCACAACACCCAUACUUCAAAUUAAAUCGUACUACUGGUGCGUUAAUCAUCAAACAAAAAUUAAUGCAUAUGGACAUGGAUGUCGAAGAAUCUUCUAGGUUGGUAGUAAGCGCUAGUUCCGGGAGACAAGGUUCUUUGUCGAAUAGUACGGUUGUAGAAAUCACUUUGGUAGAUAAUGACAGUAGUGAUUCCAAAGGAGCAACUGCUAUGGCAAUACCAAAUGAUAUUGGAUCUAAUAUGGCUGUUGCUGCAUCGAAUGGUUUACCUGAUUGGGCGCUUGGUCUUUUGAUAGCCCUCCUUCUUUUGGUUCUUGCAUUUGGCGCCAUAUUUUUGUAUUUUCACUUACGAAAUCGUCGUCACAAAAAACCUGGGACAAAGCCAGGUUUAAACGGAGAAAGCAACGCCACUGCCUCCAACAGUUAUGUGGAUCCCAGUGCUUUCGAUACUAUUCCUAUCAGAAGCGUCGUUGGAGUAGGUGGAAGCGGAAAUGGAGGUUCUGCUGGAGGUGGUGGCGGAGGCGGUGGUGCCUCGUGUCAAUUCGCACCACCGAAGUACGAUGAGAUACCACCAUACGGGACUUCAGGUCAAUCGGGUCAACAACAAGCUACAUCCGAGCUUUCGGGUAGCGAUCAAUCUGGAUCAUCCGGACGAGGAUCAGCCGAGGACGACGGUGAAGACGAAGAAAUAAGAAUGAUAAACGAGGGACAACAAACGGGCGACUCAGCGAGCGAUUUGUCCGUUCACAAUACACAGGAGUACUUAGCUAGGCUAGGUAUCGUCGAUCCGCCAGCUGGUACUCCGAGAAGACCACCGGAAGCUCUUCCUUUGGAUAGUCUACAUCUAUUUGAAGACGAAGCUGCGACAGAAGCAGACAUCGCUACAUUGAUUUACGGAAAAAUCGGAGAACCUGGAAGACCUACGUCUGGUCUCGAAGUACCUGGUGGACCCAGCAUGAACGGUUCCUUAAGCUCCAUCGUUCAUAGCGAGGAAGAACUUACUGGGUCUUAUAAUUGGGAUUAUCUUUUAGAUUGGGGUCCUCAGUACCAACCAUUAGCUCACGUUUUCGGUGAGAUCGCAAGGCUCAAGGACGAUGCUGCCAGCGUACAAAGCGGGAAUUCUGGUAGUAGUGGUAGAGCUAAGUCUGUACAUAAAGCACCGCCGCCACCUCUUUUAACUUCUGUCGCCCCAAGAUCGCUGGCAGCUCCGGCCUUGGCCAGAGCUAUCUUGCCGAGAUCACCAAUCAGUCAUGACGCUUCCACUUUUCCCUCGGCUGCUCUCAGUCCAAGUUUCUCACCAUCCUUGUCACCAUUGGCUACUAGGAGUCCAAGUAUCAGUCCUUUAGUUCCACCUGCAACGCAGAGAGCCAGUCAAAGUGCCAACAGAGGUAUCCCCGUUACCAACGCUGAAUUGAGGAUCUAAAUUAAUUUCUCGAACUUGUGGAGCGAUAUUAGAAUUUUUAGUGUAUAUUAAACUAAUGAUUUACGCUGCUGUCGAAAUCAAUAUCUAUAAGAAAACUGUUUGUGUAAAGGAUCGUUUAUAUACUAAUUAAUUUGAAAGCCGGUUGAGACUCUUCGUUAAAACAGGUCGAACGUGAUAGUUUGUAUUGAUUGGUGCUGUUGGAUAAUGAUAUCUGUAUCGCGAGUGAAGUGUCGAUAAACGAAAACUGUAAUAUUUUUUUCAAGUGAAUGAAUGUGUCUUUCUGCUCCUUGCAUGCAUAUUAUUUUCUAUUCGCAUGUAUGUAAUAGAAUUUUUAUUCCAAAAGGUUUACAUUCGAGGAGUUAGCCAUUCUCUUAAUGAUCAACGCGAUGAAAUGUGUCUGUUAGAAGAACUUGUAUUAAAUGUAAAAGCACAACUUCUAUAGUAGGUAAUAAUUUAUAGAUUUUUAUUCGUCGCGUACGUUAAGGGUCGUUUACAAAAGAACGCGAUAGCACGAAUAAAUCUGGUGAUAAGAGAAACCGCGAGAAGAAGACUGAUCGCAUUUUUAAGAAGAGCACUCAAUAGGAUGUAUUAUUGUAUAAUAUUAUUUCGAUCGAUCGACGUCUUAUCGAUAGUUAAUAACAAAAAGAAAAGAAUACUCGAGCGAAAUUGUACAUACGAAAGUAGUUAAAUGUUUAAGUAGAUAAUGUAAAUACAAAUUAACUCGACGGAUAGUAAAAAACUCGCCGUAUAAUCAAAAGAUAAUAAAAAGGGUCUAGAGACUGUCUGUAAAGGAGAAAAUCAAAGCGGUCACAACGCGUUCAACGGAAGUGUACGCUCUUGUACAGUAAAAUUAAAUUCCUGUAAUAAUUUUUAAUAAUGAUUCGAUCGACGUUAAGUCGAUCGGUGGCGUUUCUUUCAUCGAACGCGUCGUGCUCGUUCACAUAAUCAAUUAACGCAUUGUCGCGAUCGUACUGAUCGCUAUAAAAUAUUCGCGGCAAUGUGACUUUCAAAAGCAUCUUUUUCUUAAUAUCUUUUUUUAUUUCUCUCUCUCUCUCUCUCUCUCUCUCUCUCUCUCUCUCUCUCUCUCUCUCUCUCUCUCUCUCUCUCUCUCUCUCUCUCUCUCUCUCUCUCUCUCUCUCUCUCUCUCUCUCUCUCUCUCUCUCUUUCGUUUUUUCUUUCUUUUCUUUUUCUCGUCCGACUCUUGAUAAGAAUCUCGAUGUAACGAGAGUCGGUUGUCAUCUCCUUCGAAUAAAUGAAUAUACAUACUCAUCGACGAAUAUAGAUAAUGUCAUAUUUUGUAUAAAAACAACGUUCUCUCAUUCCAUUGUACAAAGACUCUUCCGAGCCGAGGAGGCCCACUUUAGUGGGCUUUAAUUAAAUGAAUUUUUUAACAAAA